UUACUGAUAAGUCAAGUGUGCUGUCCUGUUCUUCCUUCCCCACCCGAUCGCCAGUUGUUCUGCCGUAGCUCUCUUGCUGUUGCAUCGAGUGGUAGCUCUCUCGCUCCCCCACCUGCGCCAAACCUAGGGUUUCCUCUCCUUCGCUCUUCACUUCUCUUCUCCGAGGUCCGCCUUCAGAUUCUUUCUAACCCCUUCUAUACCCGGCUUUGCUUCGUAGGCCACUCAAGAACCAGGUGUUCUCGAGGAGGUCGGCGAGAAAUGUCUUCUUCCACAAGGGGCCUGGAGCAGAAUUCGGGGAACCUCGGGGAGUCGAUCUUUGAUAGUGAGGUAGUGCCGUCGUCCCUCAUCGAGAUCGCGCCCAUCCUCCGUGUGGCCAACGAGGUCGAACCGAUCAACCCUCGAGUCGCUUACCUUUGCCGUUUCUAUGCAUUUGAAAAAGCUCACCGGUUGGAUCCGACUUCGAGUGGGCAUGGUGCUCAUCAAUUUAAAACUGCACUUUUGCAGAGGCUGGAAAGGGAAAAUGAUCCAACUUUGAAGGGAAGAGUCAAACAAAGUGAUGCUCGAGAAAUGCAGAGCUUCUAUCAGCAUUACUACAAAAAGUAUAUCCAAGCACUUGAAAAUGCUGCUGACAAGGCUGAUCGUGCUCAACUUACCAAAGCGUGUCAAACCGCCGCUGUGUUGUUUGAGGUUUUAAAAGCUGUCAAUCUGACACAAUCUCUUGAUGUUGAUCAGGAGAUCCUGGAGGCGCACAAUAAAGUCGUGGAAAAGAUGCUCUAGCAUGGGGAACUGGUUGCCGCACACUCUACAUUAAUUUUGUUUCAAAAUACACUGUUGUUCUUCUUCAUAGUAUUGUUUUGGUUUAGCUAUGUAUUAUCUAUUGUAUCUUUCAAAUAUUUAUACAUUUUGGCUUUUAAUAUUUAAGCGAUAACUCUUUUUUUUUCAAAAAAAAAAAUGAGGAAAAGACACAGAUUUUUGUUC
Molecule: messenger RNA, 978 nt
Organism: Elaeis guineensis (African oil palm)
Lineage: Eukaryota; Viridiplantae; Streptophyta; Magnoliopsida; Arecales; Arecaceae
Product: callose synthase 3
Biological process (GO): late endosome to vacuole transport via multivesicular body sorting pathway
Cellular component (GO): multivesicular body
Source: RefSeq, a predicted model, not a curated record